Cladocopium goreaui is the source of this 993-nucleotide messenger RNA. The record is from the annotation of a GenBank genome assembly. NCBI's taxonomy places the organism in Eukaryota, Dinophyceae, Suessiales, Symbiodiniaceae.
AUGGUGGUGCCGGAGAUGCUCAAUUUCCACGAAGGCAUUCCCCAGCAAAUCAGCCUACAAUUUGUGGAGCUGUUCUCAGGGAUGGGAUGCGUUUCCCUGGGAUUGUUAUCGAUUGGUAUGAAGGGCACAUCCCACGAUAUAGCUCUGUCGAGUCUCAUGGACCUGACGACGACGAGGGGUUUUCUGUUGGCAUUGAAUGAAGUUCGACGAAUAGCUCGUGGUGGUCUUCUUUGGCUGGGAUUGUGCUGCAAUUCUUUCUCCAAAAUGUCUCGUGGGACACAUGGUCGAGACUUUUGGAGACCUCUUGGAAAUUGUGGGUAUGGUUUCGUGGCCGUUGGAAACCUACUGGCUUGCCGCUGUAUAUUGCUCAUAUAUGUGGCAGUUUCCAGAGGAUUGAAAUUCAUCUUAGAACAACCAGAUGGCAGCUCAUUGCCAUUACAUCCAAGAUGGGAAGAACUCUUGGGCCAUGUCCAGAUCUUCAGUUGCAGUUUCUGGAUGGGUGCAAUCGGAGGAGCAACGGCCAAAAGACAUCGUCUUUGGAGCAACUGCAAGUCCAUCCUCAUGGAGGUCGAUCGCCGGGCGGGCUACCUAUCCCGUGAGGAUAUGUUAAAACUACCAGGUGGUCCACUAGUCAGGCACUACAUUGACCAAAAUGGCAAGAAAAGGCAUGCUGGAAUUCCCGGCAAACUCAGGGAUAGCCAGCAUUAUUCCUUGGAAUUUGGGCAGCUGAUCGCAGACUUGGUGUCCAAAUAUAUGACGGAAGAAAUUCCUGCCCCGAAGUCUCCCGUCUUACUGGAUUGGUCGCGCUCUGAUGCUGAACUAUUCAAAGACCAUUUCGUGUUGGAUGGUGACAACCGAAAAGCCCUGGGUGAUUUGUGGCAUGAUGCAGAGCUCCCUCGUGUCGUGCAAUACUUAGCCAAGAUUCGCGACAUGAAGCCGCGUGGAAGCUGGGCUGACAUUCUCAAGUUCUUGGACUUACGUCAUAUCGGAUGA